Messenger RNA from Erinaceus europaeus (western European hedgehog), 951 nucleotides. RefSeq names its product olfactory receptor 52E8-like. Lineage: Eukaryota; Metazoa; Chordata; Mammalia; Eulipotyphla; Erinaceidae. The record is from RefSeq and is a predicted model, not a curated record. Gene Ontology annotation, biological process: G protein-coupled receptor signaling pathway. Gene Ontology annotation, molecular function: olfactory receptor activity; G protein-coupled receptor activity. Gene Ontology annotation, cellular component: membrane. The transcript has a single exon. The coding region runs from base 1 to 951 and encodes 316 amino acids.
AUGUCAUCUAACAUCACGGAGUUUCACCCUGUUUCAUUUCUGCUAUUGGGAAUUCCAGGCUUGGAAGUUGCACAUGUCUGGCUUGGCUUUCCCUUCUGUGUUGUGUAUAUGGUAGCUCUUGUGGGAAAUGCCGUCAUUCUGUUUGUUAUCUGGACUGACCAUCGCCUUCACCAACCCAUGUUCUAUUUUCUGGCUAUGCUGUCAACGAUUGACCUGAGUCUUUCUACUGCUACCAUCCCCAAGAUGCUGGGAAUCUUCUGGUUCAACCUUCAGGAGUUGUGUUUUGGGUGCUGUGUCUCUCAAGUAUUUUUCAUCCACUUUUUUACCGUCAUGGAGAGCAUUGUGCUUCUUGCUAUGGGCUUUGAUCGCUACGUGGCUAUAUGCAAUCCCCUCAGGUAUAGCAUGAUCCUUACUAACAGAGUGAUCAGCAUGAUUGCUGUGGUGGUCGUCCUAAGAAGCCUGUGCAUGAUUGUCCCUAUUAUUUUUCUUCUCCUUAGACUGCCUUACUGUGGUCAUAGAAUCAUUCCUCAUACUUACUGUGAGCACAUGGGAGUAGCACGUUUGGCUUGUGCCAGCAUUAGUGUCAAUGUCUACUUCGGCCUUGGAAAUAUCUCCAUCUUGUUUCUGGAUGUCUUCCUUAUCAUCAUCUCCUAUGCCAGGAUCUUAUACACUGUCUUCCACCUCCCUUCCCAAGAUGCACGUCUGAAGGCUCUCAAUACCUGUAGCUCCCACAUCUGUGUCAUCUUCGCCUUUUUUGGACCAGCCCUCUUCUCCUUCCUCACGCAUCGCUUUGGUCAUGGCAUACCUCAAUACAUUCAUAUCCUUCUAGCUAACCUCUACGUCGUUGUCCCUCCUGCCCUCAACCCAGUAAUUUAUGGGAUCAGGACCAAGCAGAUCCAAGAGCAGGUACAGAGUCUUUUUGCUAAAAAAAUUUUAAAAAGGAAAGAAUGA